AGUAUUGUUCUAAUCACUGGCGAAAUAAGUAACGUCUGUGUCUGACGCUAUUGCUGUUUAGGGAAUAAACACACUCUAUCGGAAAUAUAGUUCGCAAAAAAUAAUUAUUUUUUUUUAUAUAAAUAAACUCAAUUUCUGUGUUCAAAUAGUUUUAAAACAUGGCCAAUAUCUGUGUGAAAACUUUGUUGCCGGCGAACCGUAUUUUGGGAGCAACAACAAAAACAACAGUUUGCAGUCAACGUGGAAAAUCAUGGUUUGAGGGUGUAAAAAUGGGCCCACCCGAUGCUAUUCUGGGUGUUACCGAAGCUUUCAAACGCGACUCAAACCCAAAUCGCAUCAAUUUGGGUGUGGGUGCCUACCGUGAUGACAAUGGCAAUCCUUGGGUAUUACCUAGUGUUCACAAAGCUGAACAACGUGUUAUUUCCAAAAAAUUAAACAAAGAAUAUGCCACCAUUUUGGGUAUUCCUGAAUUUUACAACAAAGCCAUUGAGCUAGCUUUAGGUAAAGAUUCUCAGAUUAUACAUGAAAAGCGUAAUGCCACAACACAAGGCAUUAGUGGUACUGGUAGUUUACGUAUCGGUUCUGCCUUCUUAAGUAAAUUCUGGGAAGGUAAUCGUGAAAUCUAUGUACCGAAUCCAACAUGGGGUAAUCAUAUUCCAAUUUUCGAACAUGCCGGCAUGCCAGUUAAGAAAUAUCGUUAUUAUGAUCCCAAUACCUGUGGUUUGGACUUUAAAGGAUGUUUGGAUGAUAUUAGUAAAAUUCCCGCAAAAUCGGUUAUUAUGUUGCAUGCAUGUGCUCACAAUCCAACUGGUGUCGAUCCUACCAAAGAACAAUGGUUGGAACUCUCCAAAUUGAUAAAACAAAAAGACUUAUAUCCCUUCUUCGAUAUGGCCUACCAGGGAUUCGCUUCCGGUGAUGUAGAUCAUGAUGCUCAGGCCAUACGUAUUUUUGAAUCCGAAGGCCAUCAAUAUUGUUUAUCACAAAGUUUUGCUAAAAAUAUGGGUCUUUAUGGUGAACGUGCUGGCACUUUCACCGUAGCCUGCGCCAACAAAGAGGAAACCGAUCGUGUUACUUCGCAAAUAAAAAUUCUAAUCCGUGCUUUAUACUCCAAUCCACCUAUUCACGGUGCACGCAUAGUAGCUGAAAUUUUGAAUGACGAACCUUUGCGUGCCGAAUGGUUGAAGGAUGUCAAAGUGAUGGCCGAUCGCAUUAUUGGCGUUCGUGACAAAUUGAAGGGUAAUUUGAUUAAGAAUGGCUCCACCAAAUCAUGGGAUCACAUUACCAAUCAAAUUGGUAUGUUCUGUUAUACUGGCAUGAAACCCGAACAAGUCGAACGUUUGGCCAAGGAAUUCAGCAUUUAUUUAACUAAAGAUGGUCGCAUUUCUAUGGCUGGUGUCACCAGUAAAAAUGUAGAAUAUUUAGCCAAGGCCAUGCACGAAGUUACCAAAUAAGCAAUCGAAUAAAACCACAAAAACAUUUGAGCUUCUGAACUUUGUCUAGGUUUUGUUUAAGUUUAAGUAAACAGUUUAAUGUAUUUUUAAGUCGAAAUUGCACUUAUUUUCUUUAAAACUUUGCACUUAUUUCGCUACUACGAUGAAAAAUUAUUGUUAAAACAAAUUAAGUUUAAUAAAAAAUAAAUAUUUAGAAAAA
Calliphora vicina (urban bluebottle blowfly) is the source of this 1650-nucleotide messenger RNA. It is a transcript of the gene Got2, whose product is annotated as glutamate oxaloacetate transaminase 2. Bases 159 to 1451 code for a protein of 430 amino acids. Gene Ontology annotation, biological process: biosynthetic process; L-aspartate catabolic process. NCBI's taxonomy places the organism in Eukaryota, Metazoa, Arthropoda, Insecta, Diptera, Calliphoridae. Gene Ontology annotation, molecular function: L-aspartate:2-oxoglutarate transaminase activity; pyridoxal phosphate binding. Gene Ontology annotation, cellular component: mitochondrion. The record is from RefSeq and is a predicted model, not a curated record. The transcript is spliced from 4 exons.